AUGGAGAGGGUGGCAGUGGACAUCCUGGGUCCGUUCCCUCAGACACUGAGAGGUAACCGCUUUGUGUGUGUGACCAUGGACUACUUCACUAAAUGGCCGGAAGCGUAUCCGCUGCCAAACCAUGAGGCUGCCACCGUGGCAGGUGUGUUAGUGGACGAGUUCUUCGCCCGGUUUGGCGUGCCGCACGAGCUGCACUCUGACCAGGGCAGGGAGUUUGAGUCAGCAGUAUUCCGGGAGUGCUGCCAGUUGCUGGGCGUCAAGAAAACUCGUACUACACCCCUGCGGCCGCAGUCGGAUGGCAUGGUGGAACGCUACAACCGCACGUUGGGGCAGGAGUUGGCCAAAUAUUGCCAGGAAGGGCAGGAGGACUGGGACUUAAAAAUCCCCCUGCUUCUCUUGGCCUACCGGUCCGCCGUGCAUGAGGUGACCGGUUACACGCCAGCCCGGCUGAUGUGUGGGCGGGAGCUCCGGCUACCAGUGGACCUCGUGACUGGCAGGCCGCCGGAUGAAGACCUGCCCACUACCAUCACCCAGUACGCUACAGCCCUACAGGACCGUCUCCAGGAGGUGCACCAUCAGGUGAGGGGUAACCUGAAGGUGUCCGGUGAGGCGAUGAAGGACCGGUACGACCGCCGGGCAACGGCACCACCCUUUAGCGAGUGGGAUCAGGUGUGGCUGCACAACCCUCGGCGUAAGAAAGGAUUGUCCCCUAAGCUCCAGAGCCCCUGGGAGGGGCCAUACGUGGUGGAGAAGGUCAUCUCGGACGUCACCUUCAGGAUACGCCAAGGGCCAAGGAAGCGGACACUGGUGGUGCACGCUGACAGGCUCUGGGGUUACCAUGGCCCUGGAAGCUUCUCCUGGGGAGAGCGAGCUGCUCUCCUGACCAGUGACGAAGAGGAGGACAAGGACAAGGGCCUUGGGGACGACGAGCCCCUGGUGAUGGAGGAUGACGGAGACCUGGACCUGAGAGAGCCUGAGCCGCUGGUGAUGGAGGAAGGUGGAGCGGAUGAGUUGUGUCCCUUGGAGGGGGCACUGGCGGAUGUCGACGCUGGACCUGUAGUAGGGAGACCCAGACGGGAGCGGCAUCCACCCAAAUGGAGUGAGGAUUAUGUUCUUUGUUGA
Messenger RNA from Scylla paramamosain (green mud crab), 1122 nucleotides. RefSeq names its product protein NYNRIN-like. NCBI's taxonomy places the organism in Eukaryota, Metazoa, Arthropoda, Malacostraca, Decapoda, Portunidae. Gene Ontology annotation, biological process: DNA integration. The record is from RefSeq and is a predicted model, not a curated record. The transcript has a single exon. Gene Ontology annotation, molecular function: nucleic acid binding. Bases 1 to 1122 code for a protein of 373 amino acids.